AAAGCAACUAGUCGAUAUUGCCGAGUGUCCUGCCAACAGGACUAACUUCUGCGGAAACAUGUUGCGCCUCCUGCUGCUGCCACUCUUCCUCUUCACGCUGUCCAUGUGCAUGGGCCAGACCUUCCAGUACUCCCGGGGAUGGACCAACGGCAAGAGGUCCUUCAACGCCGCAUCGCCCCUCCUGACCUCCGGUCACCUCCAUCGGGGCAGCGAGCUGGGACUCUCGGAUCUCUACGAUCUGCAGGAUUGGAGCGGCGAUCGCAGACUAGAGCGCUGUCUGUCGCAGUUGCAACGUUCACUGAUUGCCAGAAACUGUGUCCCAGGAUCGGACUUCAAUGCCAACCGAGUGGAUCCGGAUCCUGAGAGCAGCGCCCAUCCCAGACUUGGCAACAUUAACAACGAGAAUGUUUUGUACUCCAGUGCCAAUGUACCCAACAGACAUCGCCAGUCAAAUGAACUUCUCGAGGAGCUGAGUGCCGCUGGAGGAGCUUCGGCUGAGCCCAAUGUGUUUGGAAAACAUUAGCCACGAUCUAUUCGCUGUGUUUAU
This is a messenger RNA of Drosophila teissieri, 547 nucleotides long. RefSeq names its product pro-corazonin. The coding region runs from base 59 to 523 and encodes 154 amino acids. Gene Ontology annotation, biological process: positive regulation of heart contraction. The record is from RefSeq and is a predicted model, not a curated record. Gene Ontology annotation, molecular function: corazonin receptor binding. The transcript is spliced from 2 exons. Lineage: Eukaryota; Metazoa; Arthropoda; Insecta; Diptera; Drosophilidae.